This is a messenger RNA of Pungitius pungitius (ninespine stickleback), 3436 nucleotides long. RefSeq names its product vascular endothelial growth factor Ab (gene vegfab). NCBI's taxonomy places the organism in Eukaryota, Metazoa, Chordata, Actinopteri, Perciformes, Gasterosteidae. The coding region runs from base 1211 to 1864 and encodes 217 amino acids. The transcript has 8 exons. Gene Ontology annotation, biological process: vascular endothelial growth factor signaling pathway; positive regulation of protein phosphorylation; positive regulation of angiogenesis. Gene Ontology annotation, cellular component: membrane. The record is from RefSeq and is a predicted model, not a curated record. Gene Ontology annotation, molecular function: vascular endothelial growth factor receptor 1 binding; chemoattractant activity; heparin binding.
CAAGGUCACGUUGUCGGUAGCACGCGCGUUCUUAACUGUGUUCACCCGUGAUUUCCUCACCACGAACGAGGCUUGUCUACGAGGUCUGUAUGAAUGUGUUUAACUGGAAAAUCCAACAACACAACCGGAUCGCGCCUCAUCCGAUUGAGCUCGUAAAAACUGCGCCAAAGAUGAGUCGUCUACGCGUCACGUGGAGAUGAUGAAACGGAUUCAGGGCUCGGGGGAAAUAAUAUUUCAGCCGCUCGCACAAGUAAAAAUGAUCCGGUUACCCAGAGUUAUUUGAUUCGCAACAAUAAUAAUACUCAUUUAAAAAAUAUAAUAUAUAAAAAUAUAUAUACACGGCGCAUUUGGACUCAGUUCAUAUAAGCCCCGCUGGUGAUGCGGUCACAUGAUUCCAAGUAUAAUAGGUGAAACUUUAAAAAAAAUGCCUCGUCGCGCUGAAUAGAUAGAAAGACACACCCUUGCUCUGAUGCCCAACCAAUCAACCACCAUCCGGGAUCGCGUCUUGCCUGUGGGUCGCCACACGCCCCGCGCAGCCACAGUAUGGAGAGACCGACGCAGGGGUGGACGCGGUCUGUCUCAACUAAGCGAGCAGACCUGCUAAGUGCGCAGUGACAGAGGGGUGAAAAAAGAAGGAAGGAAGGAAGGAAGGAAGGAAGGGAGAAAAGAAAAAAAAAGGAAAAGGCGAACUGACAACUUUGCUGAUUGACGAGUAUCAACGCCGUGUGCGCUUUUUCUUUUCUUUUUUUCUCUCCUCACAGAACGUCACCCCGGCCAAUGCUCAAGUUGCACAUAGGAGUAGAUUACAAGUUUCCAAUGGACAGACGCUUGGAGACGGCUGGCGCAACGAGCAUGGACUUAUUUUUGUAAUGUGGAUUGCUAUUCCCUUGCAAGAAAAUAAAAGUCCGCCGCGGAACAAUGUGGGACGUUUUUCGUCUUGGAUUCUCUUUUUUCUGGAUAUCUUGAAAAUCAUUGGCAACAGUUGAGAAAAAGGGAAGAAGUUAUGCGCAAAGGAUUGUAUGCUCCGACCCCGGGACCAUCAUGGAUCUGCCAUUACAACCCCCUGCCCCUUAUUUAGAGAAGUUUUAACCGGUCCACUUGUGUUGCUGUUUUACUUGUGGUUUGUGAACUUCACGUUUGAAGAACAAAAAUCGCCACUUCGGCCCCUUGGAUUUUAAAACGUCGCCUGCCUGUGGAUUGGAUUUCAAACAUGAACUUUAUUGACAGUUUGACACUAUUAUUUUUGACGCUGUCAGCUGUCAAGAGCGCCCACAUACCGAAGGGAACGGAACGAGGUCCACAUGACGUGAUCCCACUAAUGGAGGUGUUCAACAAGAGUUUGUGUCAGCCUCGAGAGCUGCUGGUGGAGAUUCUGCAGGAGUACCCGGAGGAGGUGGAGCACAUCUUCAUCCCGUCCUGCGUGGUGCUGACGCGCUGCGCCGGCUGCUGCAACGACGAGAUGCUGCAGUGCAUGCCGACGUCCACCUACAACGUCACGAUGGAGAUCAAAAGAAUAAAACCCCUAGUGCAACAAAAUGAUAUUUUACUGAGUUUCACAGAGCACAGCGCAUGUGAGUGUAGGUCAAAGAAAGAAGUGACGGAACAGAGAGAAAAAAAAUCCCGGAAGGGCAAAGGCCAAAAGGGAAAGCGAAAGAAAAACCGCGACAAAACUAUUCCCGACGCCACAAUUCCCGACGCUGUGUGUGAGCCGUGUUGCGACCACUGCUCGGAGAAGAGGAAGCGCCUGUUCGUGCAGGAUCCGGCCACCUGCCGGUGCUCCUGCAAGCACACGGACGCCAUCUGUAAAGGACGCCAGCUCGAGCUCAACGAGAGGACCUGCAAAUGCGACAGGCCGAGGAGAUGAGAUCGGUGGCACCACCAGAUGUACAAGAUGAAGGAAUAUUAGAGAUAUUUCACAGCACAGCACUUUGACCUUUGAACCAUAAGCUCUUCUUUUCUGUGGAAAGCAUUCCCCCCCCCUGGACUGUCUUGAGAGUGAACACUUAAGAAAAGACUGAACUGAAGUUUCCUCCCACUGUAUAUCUGUGUGUAAAUAGAACAUGAUAUAAGUAAAGAAUUGUUUUGCUGCUACAAAAACAAAAAACAAAUAACUAAACCCAUCAUCUGACAAAAAAGCAAAUAGAUGUGGAUGUGGUUUUGCAUUUCUAACAGGCUUGUGACGCAGAUGUAGUCCUUGUUGUGAAUUUCAUCGUAUACAAUUACUUCACUGGAUACGAGUCUCUACUGUGAUUGAUGUGUCAGUCACAAAGUUGCAGAAUCUCUCCACGUGAGACGUUUUCAACUGUUGAAACCGGCUCGAAAAAAGACGGACGGACGGAUGGAUUUUCAUUGGUCGAUUUCUCCUCUUGUUUUUUUCGGGGGGGGGGGGGGGUUUGAGCAGCGGGACAACCCGGGAGGGACAGAGGAAUCCUGUCUUUUACCGUGACACCCCAGGACUGACGUGAACUCGCGCACACACAAUGGGCCCACCCCCCCCCCAUCGUGAUCCGCCCCCCCCAGCGUGCCACCUGCUUUCAAAAGGGAUGCCGGUUGUCGUCAACGUGGCAUCUGCUGCUUUCGCUGUGUCCGUCACACGAAAAAAACCACUGAAAACAUCUUAUACUGUAGUUUGAUUCCAUUUGAAAACAACAACAAACAAAAAAACUGUGCCUCACGAUGUGUACUGAGAAAUCUUUUUCGAGUGCUUUUUAAAUUAUUUUGUUUGUUUUCUUUUUUUUUUUUUUUCAGGAGAGGGGACUGUCACCCCGUUGAUGACUUCAUCUCCGAACUUGUACAUACUUAAUAUCCCUUUAUGCCAUAGUCCAUUUUAGAUAAUUUAUAAUGUUAUAGAGUAUUUUGCAGUAUUCAUCCUUCUACCCAUAUUUAAUUUGGUUUAUUUAUAUAUGCAGUGUUAUGUUCCUGUGGCUGUCCUAUCUCUCCCCCGCCAUGUGUAAGGUCACUGAUGGCUUCUCUCAGCGUGGAGCCGCUCCAACGACGAUUUGUUAACAUUCCCUUAAAUGGAUCAUUUGUACUGGUGCACCAGUGAUGACGUCUCCUCUGGAUGUUUCAACCCCCCCCCCCCCCAACCUGGGGGUGGAGAGCGGGUGCUGUGCGGGACUUUUCAACAUGCGCAUUUUGUGGAAAUGUGCGUGUGUGGGGGUGUUAUUUAGUUGUGUUUUUUUUUUUUUUUUAAAGAAAGUAGCAGUGAACUACUGCUCAGCACGCUGCAGCACUCCACCCUCCCACGAUGACGCCUUCUGAAACAACCACAAGAAAUUUGGAUUCCGAUCCGCGUCAUUUCUGCCAUCAGUUAUUGACCGCUCAUUAUUAAGUUCCCUUUGUCUCUCCUUCACUAUUAACAUCUGUGUCUAUGUAAAGCAGUAAAGCAUAUUUAUUUUCAAAUUAUAUUGUUUUUAUAUAAAAUAAGGAAAAGGUU